CGCUUUAACUCGGAUGGCAUUUUUAUUUCAUCACUACGAUCCGGAGCAAGUCUGACGCAGUGAUCUCUGCGCUCUCACGCUGAUCAUUCUCGUGGGGGGGAAGCUGGGCGCAGCUUUACGCGACUUUCCGAGUUUUCCCUCCAUCUUAUGCGAACUAUUUUAGCUCGGACUUUAACGCCAGAGAAUCCUUUAGAUCUGUUUAAUAUCUUUUUUCAGCUUUUGAUGGUGAUCCCUGUCGGACACUAAACGGUGAUGGCAGACUCUGAUACUCAAGAGGCUCGCCAACCUGCAAAAGACUCGCCGUUCUCCAUAAAGAACCUGCUGAAUAUUGAAGACAAACCCACGAAGCCAAAAAGCAUCCUCGGCUCGCACAAGGGGGUUUUGGAAGGCAGUUUCUUUUCUCGGUUCGGUGAUUUGUCUGUUCCUCGAUUUGAGCUGCCAGCACAGAGAAUUGGACUAUCCGCGCAAUAUCUGGAAAGAGCAUCUACCUGGUGGUACCCCUACACGCUUGGGGCACAUUUUAGGACUGGAGGGUCUGAGAAGGUCAGCUUAAGAGAAGCAUCACAGGCACCGGACAGGCGCUCUCCGGAUCUCCAGAAAAGUGAUCAAGAUGCCAAAGAUGAAAGCGCCGACGAUGACAUCGCCCUGGAUGAAAGUGACUCGGAGGAGCCAAAGAAAGAAACAGACCAGGAGGACGACUGGAGGAGAAAAAACGACGAGCUGGACUCCGAGAAGAAGCCCUGUCGGAAGAAGAAGACGCGCACCGUGUUUUCCAGAAGUCAGGUCUUUCAGCUGGAGUCCACUUUCGACAUUAAGCGCUACCUGAGCAGCUCAGAGAGGGCAGGCCUAGCCGCGUCCCUGCAUUUAACCGAGACGCAGGUGAAAAUCUGGUUCCAGAACCGGAGGAAUAAGUGGAAAAGGCAGCUGGCCGCCGAGCUGGAGGCGGCCAACCUGAGCCAUGCGGCGGCACAGAGGAUUGUGCGGGUUCCCAUACUCUACCACGAGAAUGGAGCCCCAGAAACGAGCGGGGGCCCUGCUACAAACUCACCGGGCGGCCAGGCACUCUUGGCUUUCCCCCAUCACAUGUACUAUUCUCACCCAGUCCCACUGCUGAGACCCGUUUAACAUUUGUGUCAUAAAACAUUGUACAUAUGUUUUUAAAUGAGAGUGAUUAACUGGAGAAAAAAAAAUACAAUUUUGUAUAUUUUGUAGAUUGAACGGACACGGUAGUUAUUAUUAUUAUUAUUAUUAUUAUUAUUAUUAUUAUUAUUAUUAUGAUCAUGUGUAAUCAUGCUUUCUUCUACUAAAGUGUCCUUGAGCAAGACAGGGUCCCUUUUACAGCUCCCACGCGCGUGGGGAACAAAAGUAAUGGAUUAUUGGUUAUUUUCUUUUUCUUUUUAAUUAUUACGAUCGAUUUCGAAAUGGGUGCAUAUAUUUGAACCUAUUCAGUUGAACAGGGUUGGCUGUCUAUAUGUAAUUUACAGAGAUUUGUGUCAGUGUUUGAAUGUGGGAUUAAAUAUUUUAAUAUUUUUCAAUAUUGUGCAAUACUGUUGGCUUUAAAUUAGGCUGCCAGCCUUUGUCUCCCAUAGGCCUAUAGCUCACUUUGUAAUAGUCAGGACAAUCAUGUCAUUCUUAAAAUACCCUCCACCCCACCCCCACCACCACCAAAAAAACAACUGCAGAUGAUACAGGCAUUUGUCUUUAUGACGCAGUGGUUGGCGUAAUUUUAAAGCCAUGAAAAAGCCAAAAAAGCCUCUGUUUUUGUGUAUGGUUUUCUUCUGAUGUUGUUAUUGAAAUUCUGUAUAUUAUAUGG
Messenger RNA from Oreochromis aureus, 1813 nucleotides. RefSeq names its product homeobox protein HMX3-B. Gene Ontology annotation, molecular function: DNA-binding transcription factor activity, RNA polymerase II-specific; RNA polymerase II transcription regulatory region sequence-specific DNA binding. Bases 253 to 1125 code for a protein of 290 amino acids. The record is from RefSeq and is a predicted model, not a curated record. The transcript has 2 exons. Gene Ontology annotation, biological process: regulation of transcription by RNA polymerase II. NCBI's taxonomy places the organism in Eukaryota, Metazoa, Chordata, Actinopteri, Cichliformes, Cichlidae. Gene Ontology annotation, cellular component: nucleus.